AUGUUCAGUUCGAAGAAGGCUAGAAACGACAGAUAUGUCGAAGACGACGGAAACAGUGAUCAGUCACGCUCGUCAUCCUCGAGAAAGCCAGCAGUACCAGCAGAGGUGCAAGCGAAAGGGUCCAAGAAGCAUUUUCCGCAGGGAAUCAAGCUCUUCUCUGAGCCAGAGACCCCUGGAUCUUGUAACAUGGAGUGAGUGCUUCCUCGCGUUCUGUUCAUACCUUUCAAGCUCUUGUGGCACUAUAUGGCUUGGGCGGAUCAGGGCUUGUCAUAACGCAAGAUUUGAAGACUCGUUAACUGACUCACACCAGGAAAACCCAAAUCGCCAUAGACUAUGUCUACAGGUCAAAAAAGGAGUUCGCACAGCAGUCAAUAUUUUGGAUUCACGCGAGCAGUCAUGAUCGUUUCACGCAGGCCUUUACAGAUAUCGCCAAAGAACUUCAGAUUCCCGGAAGAGACGACCCAAGCGCAGAUAUUUUGCUUUUAGUAAAAUCCUGGCUCGCAAGAUCAGAAAAUGGUAGCUGGCUUAUGGUCUUGGACAACGCUGAUGACGCGGAAAUCUUCUUUGAUUCACAGUCCACCAAAGCUCAGCCAUCUGACAAUGCACAACCACUUAUUUCUGGUAGUUUGAGACAACAUGUCCCGGAUUGCUCACAUGGUUCACUGCUAGUUACCACAAGAGAUAAAGCAACUGGCACCAAAAUUACCACAAAUCGUAGCCGGAGCAUGAUCAAAAUAGCAGAAAUGGAUCCAGAAGAACCACGCCGGCUGAUUUGUGCAAAGACUGAAAGCCUGGAUUCGGCCCAGGAGAAUGAGAUUGUCGAUCUUUUAGCCAAGCGCCUCCAUCAUAUUCCUCUCGCGUUAGCCCAAGCUUCAGCAUACAUUGUAGUGAAUUCAAUAGACAUCGCUGAGUAUCUUGAGAUUCUAGAUGAAAGCGAAGAUUCCAUGGUAGAACUGCUCAGCGAGCCUUAUGUUCCUGAGGGCAGAGACUCCGGUGUUCCGAUUGCUGUUGCUGCCACCUGGAUUGUGUCCUUCAAGCAAAUUCAAAAGAAGACUCCCGAGGCAAGCACAGUCCUCUCUACUAUAUGCUGGUUUGACCGUCAAGGCAUCCAAAAGGUUAGUCUACGAACCCAAAGCCUUCACACAGUUCAUCUAAGGGUAGUAAGAUGAUCGAAAUUUCUUCGCGUGUAUUUUGAAUCAAUCUUCCAGCCCAUAAACUCUCAGAUAACAGUCGGACUAACGAUAAAGCUGUAGGACCUUCUCCAAUCCUGUUUAUUGAAAGAAGGAGAUCUGAAGAACCGACACUCCAGUUUUGAUCAAACAAAGGCGCUGUCCACUCCCCACAUCACCAAAGCCAUCGGCGUUCUCAAGGCAUUUUCAUUCGUCACAGAAGGCCCAGACAAGUCUCUCACCAUUCAUCGUUUGAUUCAGUUGGUCACCAGGAAAUGGCUACAACAAGAGAAGCAAUCCGCCCCGUGGCUGGGACGUGCCAUUCUUGUACUCCAGUACAUUUUUCCAUACAAGGAUCUCGAGAAUGAAAAAAGGAAAACUUGUCUUGAACUUUUGCCACAUGCAUUAUCAGUUUUGAGUAUCGAUGAAGUUGGGGUUUCCAGUGAUAUUGUUCCAUCGAGGUGCGAAUUACAGGACAGCGUUGCACUUACACUUUACGUUCAGGGCAGACAUAAAGAGGCAGAAAGAAUCGCCUUGGAAGUUGUUAAAGCACGAGAGAAAAUAUUAGGCUGUGAUCAUUAUCAUACUCUUAAUAGUAAAAGUAUUCUCGCUCUCACGCAAUACCAGCAAGGAAAAUAUAAAGAGGCCGAGGCACAUUAUACAGCGGUACUACAAGUCAAAGAGAGGGUAUACGGUCUAGAGAAUCCUUCAACACUUUCAGCUAUGUACAAUCUCGGAAAAUUAUAUGAACAACAGGGACAGUACCAGAAAGCGCAAGAGCUCCAGUCGAAAGUCUUAGAACGUAAAACAAAGCUGGGACCAGGAGAAACCAAAACUCUUCGCACCAUGCUUGCGGUUGCUAGCUUAUAUGGACGUCGAGGACGAUUCAAGGAUGCCAAGAAGCUUCAAGCUGAAGCCUUGGAGAUAUGUAAACGCUCUCUAGAUCCGGAGCAUCCUCGCACAUUGGCGUGCAUGAAUAACCUCGCCCUCACAUACAAAAAUCAAGGCCAAUACCAAGAUGCAGAAAAGCUUCAGUUGGGAGUCCUUCAUAUCAGGAAGAAAAACUUUGGGCUAGAGGACCCAGAAACACUGAAAGCCAUGGGAAACCUCGCGACGACAUAUUCAGCGCAAAGCAAAUAUGAGGAUGCCGAGAAAAUACAGACUGAAGUCCUUAAAUCGAGUAAACUACUAUUUGGAAACGACUCCCCGGCUACGUUACUUGAUAUGAAUAAUUUAGCGAGUAUUUAUAGGGGUCAAGGAAGAUACCAGGAAGCAAAAAAACUUGCAUUGGAAACUUUGGAAGGACGACAGAGAGUUCUGGGUAAAGAUCAUACGGACACUCUAACAGCUAUGAACAAUUUAGCGAAUACUUUGAAAAGACUAGGCAGUAACCAGGAAGCCUUGAAACUCAUGAGAGAGUGUGUGAGACUUCGAAUAGAGCGUUAUGGGGAGGACUUUUUUGACGAGUGUAAUCCACGUGAGGGUCUAAGGAUUUUGGAAGAGGAAGCUUUGGAGUUGGAUGAUGGAGGAGGUGGAGAAACACAUCUGUAA
Molecule: messenger RNA, 2720 nt
Organism: Hymenoscyphus albidus
Lineage: Eukaryota; Fungi; Ascomycota; Leotiomycetes; Helotiales; Helotiaceae
Source: the annotation of a GenBank genome assembly